Messenger RNA from Seminavis robusta, 570 nucleotides. The record is from the annotation of a GenBank genome assembly. Lineage: Eukaryota; Bacillariophyta; Bacillariophyceae; Naviculales; Naviculaceae.
AUGAACGACGAAGAUGAUGGCAACAACGGCAGCAGCAGGAGCAGCAACAACUACCUUACCUCUAUUUGGAACAACCAUUAUGUGAAGGCAGUGUACUUUUUGCGCGUGUUUGUGGGUGUCAAUACAGCCGUUACUUCCCUCAUUGAGACGGUGGAUUUGGAGGAAAAGGUAGUCUGUGAUUGCAUUGAUGGAGACAAACCCGAUUCUAACUGCAAAGAUACGGACACCAUCCAAGACGAUUGGCUUGUUUACUUUCAUGGUGACACCUGGCCAGAGGAACUUUGUUGUGCACAGCUCGGAGAGGGGAAAAAGGCAUGGAUGGACAUCAUAAGCACUGUUGGAUUGGACUUGGAAGAGGAGGACGAUGACGAUAGUGAGGCGGGUCCUGAUGGCAAAAAGGCAAUGGAUGAAGAGCAGAACUUGUCAUCUCCACAGGUAGACAAGCCCUCUUCGAAGAUAGAUCAGCAAAUGAACCAAGACCCCACAGAAGACCCCACAGAAGAUCGCACAGAGCCUUUGUCACCCUCUUCGUCUUUGAAUCAUCCUGGAGGCGAAGUUAUGCAUUGCUAG